AGUCUUCUCUGCUCCAGAGCGCCCCCAACAUGAUUCUGCCCCUCCAGACUCAAUGCACCAAUCAAACAACGGGACACAACAGAGAGAGAAGCCAAGGAGAUGUCCUGCAGGGUGGACUCACCACCAGAAAUAUUGCUAUUAUCUAAAUACCCAAAAGAAGAGCACCUGGGAGGAGGCUGAGCAGGACUGUAUGGAAAUGCCGGGCAGUCACUUAACAAGUGUCCAUUCACAAUCGGCGAUGAGGUGGCUCUGGAAGUUCGCCAACAAGAAGCCAUUUUGGAUCGGCCUGAAGUCAUCAGAGAGACGCCCGCCUUGGUCAUGGGCAAGUGGACAACACUGGAGGCCCAGCAGCUUCAAACCAUCGUAUUCAUUUCUGUCCGGAGCCUCGGAGGAAAGCUGCAUCCUCGUCCGGAGGAGGAAAGAAUGGACGGAGAGAAGCUGCAGCGAGAGACACAGAUACAUUUGCUCCAUGAUGUUAUAA
Staurois parvus is the source of this 481-nucleotide messenger RNA. Lineage: Eukaryota; Metazoa; Chordata; Amphibia; Anura; Ranidae. The record is from the annotation of a GenBank genome assembly.